UUCCUCGCUUCAGUCUCUGGCGCUCACUUCUUUUAAUUUUUUUUUUCCUUUUUGUUCUUUUUUGUUAAUAUUUUAAACCCAUUCAGUGUCUCUCUCGAGCUUAGCGUCCAUAUCCUCUUAUGCCAUCUCACACCUGAAACUUACAUCGACUUCUCGGUGUUACCUUAAAGAAACCGAAGCCUGUAAACAAUGACAGUGUUUUCCGGCAGUAGACAGGUGGUUCCCGUCGACUACGAGGCUGAAGUUUCUCAGCGUCUCCUCGACGCUUCGUUAUCUGGCGAUCUGAAGUCCGCUCUUGAAUGUCUCGCCGAUCCUUUCGUCGAUGUCAACUUCGUUGGUACCGUUUGCUUGAAAACGAGGAAGACCGAAGUCGUUUUGAGAGAAGAAUCCGCGGCUGAGGUCCGCUUCGAUUAUGAAGAGUUUAAAACUGAUGUCACCGCUCUUUUCCUCGCUGUUCAUGUUGGAAAUCUCGCUCUCGUUAAGAAACUAUUGAGCAUAGGAGCUGAUGUGAAUCAUAAACUCUUCAAGGGCUUUGCAACAACAGUAGCCGUGAGGGAGGGCCGACUUGAGAUUCUGGAAAUAUUACUUAAAACUGGGGCUUCUCAGCCAGCUUGCGAGGAAGCUCUUCUGGAGGCAAGCUGCCAUGGACAAGCAAGGCUAGCAGAAUUGCUCAUGGGCUCUGAUUUAAUUCGACCACAUGUUGCAGUUCAGGCUUUCGUCACAGCAUGCUGCAGGGGGUUUGCGGAAGUGGUCAACACUCUCAUGAAGUGUGGUGUUGAUGCAAGUGCUAGUCAUAGACAGCUCCUCCGGUCGUCUAAACCUUCCUUGCACACAAAUGUUGACUGCACAGCACUUGUUGCUGCUGUGGUUAGUAGGCAGGCCUCCGUUGUUCGCUUGCUUCUACAGGCUAGGACCCCAAUCGAUAUUAAAGUAAGUCUGGGAGCAUGGUCAUGGGAUACAACUACGGGUGAAGAGUUUCGAGUGGGUGCAGGAUUGGCUGAGCCCUAUGCCAUCAGUUGGUGUGCUGUAGAAUAUUUUGAAGAUAGUGGUGCCAUAUUACGGAUGCUCCUUCAGCACCUUCCCCUUGAGACACUUCAUCAUGGAAGAACCCUCCUCCACCAUGCAAUUCUUUGUUGCAAUGCAGGAGCAGUGAAAGUUCUCUUGGACUGUGGUGCAAAUGUAGAAUGUCCAGUUAAAACCCCGAAAACCGAGUUCUGUCCAAUUCACAUGGCUGCCCGUCUUGGCUUGUCAGCAGCCCUUCAAUCCCUCAUUAAUGCUGGUUGUGAUCUGAACUCCAAGACAGAUUCUGGUGACACAGCUUUGAUGGUUUGUGCAAAAUACAAGCAUGAAGAAUGCGUUAAAGUGCUGACAAUGGCUGGUGCUGACUUUGGCUUAGUUAACGUCUCUGGUCAGUCAGCUGGUUCAAUCGCUCGAUCAAACCAGUGGUCCCUCAGUUUUCAGCAAGCAGUGCUAGAUGCAAUCAAGGUUGGAAAGAUCCCCAAGUCAAGCAACGUUUCAGUUUUUUCUCCUUUAAUGUUUGUCGCUCAGGCAGGCGAUGUUCAGGCUCUAAAAGCUCUGAUAGGAAGUGGAGAAGUUAAUAUUGAUUAUCAGGAUGAUAAAGGUUUUUCGGCAGUAAUGGUUGCAGCCUUGAAAGGUCACGUUGAAGCAUUCCGUUUGCUAGUCUAUGCCGGGGCUGAUGUUAAGCUGUUAAACAAAUCUGGUGAGACUGCUUUUAAGUUGUCUGAACUGAAUCAGAAUCGUCACCUGUUUGAGAAGGUGAUGCUUGAAUUUGCACUUGAAAAGGGCAAUCGCAAUGCCGGAGGCUUCUAUGCUUUGCAUUGUGCAGCACGGCAUGGAGUAUUGGAUGCUGUUAAAUUGUUGACAAGCAGAGGCUAUGAUGUAAACGUCCCUGAUGGAAAUGGCUAUACUCCACUUAUGUUAGCAGCUAGGGAAGGUCACGGUUCCAUGUGUGAGCUCUUAAUCUCACAUGGUGCAAAUUGUUAUUUCAAGAAUGCUAAAGGGGAAACCGCACUCUCUCUUGCCAGAAAAAUCGUAGGCCUGAAAAACAAUGCAGAACGCGUGAUUCUGGACUCGCUUGCUCGCUCGCUCGUUCUUGAAGGUACCUCUGUAAUGAAGCAUACCAAGGGAGGAAAAGGAAAUCCACAUGGGAAACAAAUGAAAAUGGUGGGAACUACUGGGGUGCUGCAAUGGGGAAAGUCAAGAAAACGGAAUGUGAUAUGCCGAGAGGCAGAACUAGGGCCGAGCCAAGCCUUUGAAAGAAACAGGAAUGGAAAGGGCAACGCUAAUGAACCCGGAGUGUUUCGAGUAGUGACCACUAAGAACAAAGAGGUCCAUUUUAUGUGCGAAGGUGGGUUAGAAAUGGCAGAGCUCUGGGUGCGAGGAAUUAAGCUUGUAACAAGGGAGGCUAUAUUCGGCAAACAACCAGAAAGAUAGAUAAAUAGAGAUGAACUAGAGAGAGUUGAUAGAAUUGUAUUUGUAUAAAUGCUUGUAGAGCUUUACUUCUUUGUCUUGACGUAGUUUGAACGCUUGAUAUUGGGUUGUAAAGUCAAUGCCCUGCUGAUUUACGGUAUCGGUUUUCAAUGUGAAAUCGAGAAUUGGAGCUAAGAA
Molecule: messenger RNA, 2628 nt
Organism: Gossypium raimondii (Peruvian cotton)
Lineage: Eukaryota; Viridiplantae; Streptophyta; Magnoliopsida; Malvales; Malvaceae
Exons: 4
Coding region: 190-2454 (754 amino acids)
Molecular function (GO): protein binding
Source: RefSeq, a predicted model, not a curated record